Molecule: messenger RNA, 1896 nt
Organism: Capronia epimyces CBS 606.96
Lineage: Eukaryota; Fungi; Ascomycota; Eurotiomycetes; Chaetothyriales; Herpotrichiellaceae
Exons: 3
Coding region: 1-1896 (631 amino acids)
Biological process (GO): transmembrane transport
Molecular function (GO): transmembrane transporter activity
Source: RefSeq, a predicted model, not a curated record
AUGGCGUCUGAGAAAGACCACUCCGUCCAGGCGGUGACGAGCCAGCCUGAUACCCAAUCCCCUACCAACUCCUCCCCCCGAUCCUCGCGCGAAACCCAGAGCGACGAGAAAGUCGAGAGGUUGCCCUCCGUCAAGAGCAGCCACAGCCACCGCCAGAGUCAGACAUCGCAACACCUGGCCGUCCCCGUCACCGGCGACGGCGACCACGACCACACCCCCGUCGACUGGUCGCAGCACACGCUGCGCAAGAGGCUCUGGCGCCCCCAGGUGACGGACUUCCGCAAGAUCGCAGAGCACAAGUAUCACGGUGCAGGGACCCUCGCCGACCCGUAUAUUGUGCAAUGGCUGGAUGAUGACCCCGAGAACCCCAAGAGCUAUGCGCUGGGACGCAAGAUCGCCAUCACGGCGCUGGUCGCUUUCAUGACGCUCUGUGUCUCGCUGGCCUCGAGCGCGUACACCGGCGCCGCCCGGCACGUUAUCCAGGCCUUUCACUGCAGCGAGGAGGUCUUUCUGCUCGGCCUGAGCCUGAUGGUGCUCGGCUUUGCCCUGGGCCCGCUCGUGUGGGCGCCGCUGUCCGAGACUCUGGGCCGGCGCAACAUCAUCCUCGUCACCCUGUGUUUCUAUAUCAUGUGGACCGCCGUCUGUGCCGCCGCGCAGAACAUCCAGACCCUGAUCGUCUUCCGGCUGUUGUGUGGCACCAUCGGUUCGGCUUCGUUUGUCAUCCCUGGCGGCCAGAUCGCCGACAUGUUCGAGGCGGACCAGCGCGGCGUCGCCAUCGCAGCCUUCUCCGCCGCCCCUUUCUUGGGCCCGACGGUGGGCCCGUUGAUCGGCGGCUUUUUCAGCGACGCUUACGGCUUUCGCUGGCUCUUUGGGCUGUUGGCUCUCUACGCCACCGCCCUGACCAUCCUGGGGGCCUUAUUUAUGCCCGAGACGUAUGCACCCGUGCUGUUGCGUAACCGCGCGAGGCUACUGUCCAAGCUCACCGGCAAAACCUACAUGACCCGCAUCGACCUAGAACACCCCCUGGAUGUGCGUGAGGUCGUCCGCAAGGCCCUGGCUCUUCCUUGGGAGCUGCUGUUUCGAGAGCCGGUUGUGCUCCUUCUGACGAUCUACACCGCCGUUAUCUACGGCACGCUCUACCUCUGCUUCGCCGCCUUCCCCAUCGUCUUCCAGGAAGGCCAUGGCUGGAACGCCGGCCAGGGCGGCCUGGCCUUUCUCGGCAUCAUGGUCGGCCUCUUCAUCGGCAUUGGGAUCAUCAUCUUCGACAACAAACGCUACCGGCGCCUCCACGAGGCCACCGGCGGAUUCGCCCCGCCCGAGUCCCGUCUGCCGCCCGUCAUGUUGGGAGGCGUGCUCGCCAUCAUCGGGCUCGCCUGGUUCGCCGCCACCACCUCGCCCGGGGUGCAUUGGAUCGUGCCCAUUCUGGCCGGCGUGCCGUUCGGCACGGGGUUUUUGCUCAUUUUCAUGGCGUGUUCGAAUUACCUCAUCGACUCGUACGUCAUCUACGCCGCCUCAGUCAUGGCGGCCAACUCGAUCCUCCGCUCCGCCUUUGGCGCCAUCUUCCCCCUCUUCACCACUUACAUGUACCGCAAUCUCGGCAUCCACUGGGCCUCGGCCGUGCCGGGCUUCAUCGCCCUCGCCUGUUUCCCCUUCCCCAUCUUCUUCUACAAGUACGGCGAGUCCAUCCGGCGCAAAUGCAAAUACUCGGCCCAGGCCGCCCGCUAUCUGGACAGUUUGCGCAGCGACAUGGAGCGCCGCCGCUCAAGAGCCGAGUCGGCCGCCGCCCCUGCUUCGGCAGAGGAAGAGGAAGACGUUCAUGGCAAGAUCGAGGUCAAGCUUGAGCCAGAGGAUGAGAAUGAGGCUGAGGUUGAGACGAAGGGUGAGACUAGAGCUUGA